Pocillopora verrucosa is the source of this 2295-nucleotide messenger RNA. The record is from RefSeq and is a predicted model, not a curated record. NCBI's taxonomy places the organism in Eukaryota, Metazoa, Cnidaria, Anthozoa, Scleractinia, Pocilloporidae.
CAACGUUCCGUGACUGUGUGGUGCUAUAGUUACUGAUUUGAAAAGGUAAUUCUGCUACUAGUUGUACACAGAGCUUUGAAACCAAGAUGUCCGCUGUCUUAGAUGAGUUUUUUGUUCGAUAUGGAAAGCUCCACCGGGCAAUCACUAACAGGACAGUCGAAUGUAACGGGUAUCAUUGAUUCUGGAAUUUCUGUAAACUUGCUUCUGCUCGGCGAAAAUUUGGUGGAAAAGGCUUUUGAAGAAGCCUUAGAAGUGGUUCGUGAAUACAACUAUAGCGAGGUUUUAUCAAAUACCAGUAAACAACUCAGAGACAGUGAAGUAAAUAAAUCAAUUAAUGAGCCUGGAUUGAAUAUGGACAACUUUAACGUUGCACAGACAGAAGAACAGAGAAAGGAAGCUACUGAAGCUACUGAUGACGAGUUUGAUGUAGUUGAUGCUGCACAAAUUUCAAACUUUCCUGCAAGCAACAUAAAGAUAAGUGAGAGCCCUUUGACAGGAAUGCAAGAUCAGUCUAAGGAUAAAAAUAUUAAGGGAUCAGACUCCAUCAUUCCUCAAAUAGAGGUUGACACUGUAACUACACUUAGUGGUUCAAGUGCUGAAGAGGGCAAUGGCAAGGAAGAGAAAAAGAGGAAGAAAUUAAGAAAGAAAAAACAAACAGGAUCAGGAGGAUCAGAGCAAGAUGAUGAUGACAAAGAUGAGCUGAAAGAUCAAAUUGAUAAACUGAAAAAAGAAAAUGAGAACAUGAAAAAGGACAUUGAAAGUUUGUCAAAGGAAAAAUUGUCUUUAGAGGAGAGACUGGGGGAGGAAAGUAGCAAGAGAGCAAAUGAAAAUGAUGAGCUGAAAAAUGAGCUAGAUAAAUUAAGGAGAGAGAAUGAAAGAAUGAAAUGGGAAAAAGAAAGUUUGUCAAAGGAAAAAUCAUCAUUGGAGGACAAACUUGGAGAGGAAGAUAGCAAGAGAGCGGAUGAAAAAGAUGAGAUGAAGGUUGAAUUUGAUAAACUAACGAGAGAACAUGAAAACAUGUCACAGCAAAUUGAAAGUUUGUCAAAGGAAAAAUCAUCUUUGGAGGCAGAACUCAAUGAGGAAAGGAGGAAGGAAGAGGAUAAAGACAAAGUUAUCAAGGAACUUGAAAUUAAAUUAGACAGCUUAAAAAGUGAGAAUGAAAACCUGACAGAGAAAAACAUUUCCUUGGAGAAAGGCAUAGAGGAGAAAAAGGAUAAAAUAAAGGCACUUACAGAUCAACUACAACAAGAAAAAGAACUCCAUGAACAAGCUAUUACAAACCAGACACCUGAAAAAGAUCAGCUUGUUACUCAACUAAAAGAAGAAAUUUCCAAACUUCAAGUCCGAAUUACAGAACUAGAAAAUGGCCUAGAAAAUGCUCAAAAAGAAAAGGAAGAAACAAUUUCUUCAUCAAAAGAGAAAGUUAAACAACUUGAAGCUGAGAACAGAAGUAAGGAACAGCAGCUAGAGGAUGCCAAGGAGGAUGUGAAUAGGUCAAUGACUUCUUUGCGUGAUCAAGAAGAGAUGGCUAGUGGCCUGAAAGAAGAGAAUGAAUUGCUUAAGAGUCUAGUUUCUUCGCUGGAAGAAGAAAUUAAAAAAAGCAAGGAAGAACUAGAAAAAGCGCAGGAAAAAGAACGAAAGGUUCUACAAGAAAAAUCCAUACUUCAGAAGGAACUGAACAAUGCUAAAACUCACAAUAGUCAUCAAGAGAAUACUGUUCAGAAGCUCAAGAAUGAGAAGGCUGAGUUACAAGAGAUAAAUAGAAAACUGGAAGAUGAGCAGAGAUCAUUAGCUGAUCAGAAAAUUACAAAAGAAUCUCAGAUAAAACUGCAAGAAAGGAUCCAUGAGCUGGAGGAUAAGGUGAUCAAAGUCAAUGAAAAUAAAAGAAAGGUCAAAGCAGAUUAUGACGAGGCUGUGAAAGCUUUGGAAGCUGUAGACAAAGUGUAUCGUGUCAGAGAGGAUACUCUAGAGAAAUACAAAGCCGACUAUGAAGAUGCCAUGGACUUGAUUAAAAAAAAGGAAAAAGAGAAUGCUAAGCUGGAGAGUGAUCUUUCAAAAAAUAAAGAGAAGCUUACAAGAGCUCUGGAAUACAAAGCAGAUCGAGAAGAACUCAAAGAUCAAAUUAGGAGAAGUAAACAGGCAAUUGAGUCACAGAAAGAGGAAGUAGAGCAGGCCAGGAAAGACUUAGAUGAGGAAAGACACACAUUGAGGAUGGCACAGGCCAGAGCUCAGGAGAAGGGAAGAAAAAUUCAAAUUUUAAAUCUGGAGCUCACUGAAGUCAAGGACACCUUGCAG